This is a messenger RNA of Alligator sinensis (Chinese alligator), 17693 nucleotides long. RefSeq names its product microtubule-actin crosslinking factor 1 (gene MACF1). Bases 16 to 16299 code for a protein of 5427 amino acids. Gene Ontology annotation, cellular component: actin cytoskeleton; intermediate filament; cytoplasm. The record is from RefSeq and is a predicted model, not a curated record. NCBI's taxonomy places the organism in Eukaryota, Metazoa, Chordata, Crocodylia, Alligatoridae. Gene Ontology annotation, biological process: regulation of microtubule-based process; wound healing; intermediate filament cytoskeleton organization. Gene Ontology annotation, molecular function: microtubule binding; calcium ion binding; cadherin binding. The transcript has 94 exons.
GCUCUCACGUGAGCCAUGUCUUCCUCCGACGAAGAGACUCUCAGCGAGAGGUCGUGCCGAAGCGAGAGGUCGUGUCGGAGCGAGCGGUCAUACCGGAGCGAGCGGUCGGGCAGUCUGUCUCCCUGCCCCGCCGGGGACACCUUGCCCUGGAAUUUACCCCUCCAUGAGCAGAAGAAGCGCAAGAGCCAGGAUUCUGUGCUGGACCCGGCCGAGCGAGCUGUUGUCAGAGUAGCUGAUGAACGGGACCGAGUCCAGAAGAAAACCUUCACUAAGUGGGUCAAUAAGCACCUGAUGAAGGUGCGCAAGCACAUCAACGACCUGUAUGAGGACCUGCGAGAUGGCCACAACCUGAUCUCUCUGCUGGAGGUCCUGUCGGGUGUGAAACUGCCACGUGAGAAGGGCCGGAUGCGUUUCCACCGGCUGCAGAACGUGCAGAUUGCCCUGGACUUCCUGAAGCAGCGACAGGUGAAGCUGGUGAACAUUCGCAACGAUGACAUUACAGAUGGCAAUCCCAAGCUCACCCUGGGGCUCAUAUGGACGAUUAUCCUCCACUUCCAGAUCUCCGAUAUCUACAUCAGCGGGGAGUCGGGGGAUAUGUCUGCAAAAGAGAAGCUGCUUCUCUGGACGCAGAAGGUGACAGCUGGCUACAUCGGAGUAAAAUGCACCAACUUCUCUUCGUGCUGGAGCGAUGGGAAGAUGUUCAACGCUCUCAUCCACAGAUACAGGCCGGAUCUGGUGGACAUGGAGAGGGUGCAGAUCCAGAGUAACCGGGAGAACCUGGAACAGGCCUUUGAGAUUGCGGAGAGGCUGGGAGUCACCCGGCUGCUGGAUGCUGAAGAUGUGGACGUCCCGUCGCCCGAUGAGAAGUCUGUGAUCACUUAUGUGUCUUCAAUCUAUGAUGCCUUUCCCAAGGUCCCUGAAGGCGGAGAAGGGAUCAGCGCUAUCGAAGUGGAUUCCAGGUGGCUGGAGUACCAGAACCGUGUGGAUUCCCUCCUCUCGUGGAUCAAACAGCACACGAUAUUGAUGUCCGACAAGUCCUUCCCCCAGAACCCUGUAGAAUUAAAGGCACUUUAUAACCAGUACAUACACUUCAAAGAAACGGAGAUCCCGGCAAAAGAACAAGAGAAAGGGCAGAUAGAGGAGUUGUAUAAGCUACUUGAGGUGUGGAUUGAAUUUGGCCGCAUCAAGUUGCCCCAGGGCUACCACCCCAAUGACGUGGAGGAAGAGUGGGGCAAGCUGAUCAUAGAGAUGCUGGAGCGUGAGAAGUCUCUGCGGCCAGCAUUGGAGAGGCUGGAAUUGCUGCUACAAAUCGCUAACAAGAUUCAGAACGGUGCUCUGAGCUGUGAAGAAAAGCUCACCCUGGCAAAGAACACGCUGCAAGCUGAUGCCGCUCACCUGGAGUCCGGUCAGCCGGUGCAGUAUGAGUCCGAUGUCGUCAUGUACCUACAGGAGUGUGAAGGGCUUAUCCAUCAUCUGCAGGUGGACUUACAGAUCCUGCGAGAUGAGAAUUACUACCAGCUGGAAGAACUGGUCUUCAGGAUCAUACGUCUGCAAGACGAGCUGGUCACCCUGCGGCUGGAAUGUACUAACCUAUACAGGAAGGGCCAUUUCUCGUCACUGGAUCUCGUGCAGCCCUCCACCCUGAGCAUGACGCACUUGAAGGCAGAGUCCUUGACGAAGGGAACGCACACGUCUUCUGCCUCCUGGUUCCGGAAGCCCAUGACCCGCACAGAGCUGGUAGCCAUCUCCUCUUCUGAGGAUGAAGGCAACCUCCGAUUUGUAUAUGAGCUGCUGUCUUGGGUGGAAGAGAUGCAGAUGAGGCUGGAGCGAGAAGAGUGGGGGAGCGAUCUGCCCAGCGUGGAAUCUCAGCUGGAGACCCAGCGGCACGUCCACACCAGUGUGGAGGACCUGGGCUCCAGCGUGAAGGAGGCUCGGCUGUACGAGGGUAAAAUGUCCCAGAAUUUCCGCACCAGCUACACGGAAACACUCGGCAAGCUGGAGACGCAGUACUGCAAGCUGAUGGAAACGUCCAGCUUCCGACUGCGGCAUCUCCAGAGUCUGUACGGGUUUGUGUCUCGAGCCACAGCUGAGCUCAUCUGGCUGAACGAAAAGGAGGAAGAGGAGCUGGCCUAUGACUGGAGUGACAAUAACUCCAACAUUGCAGCCAAAAGAAAUUACUUCUCGGAGCUGACGAUGGAACUGGAAGAGAAGCAGGACGUGUUUCGGUCUCUGCAAGAUACAGCUGAGCUGCUGUCCCUGGAGAAUCACCCAGCCAAACAAACUGUCGAGGCAUACAGUGCGGCUGUCCAGUCCCAAUGGCAGUGGAUCAAACAGCUCUGCUUGUGCGUGGAACAGCACGUGAAGGAGAACGCUGCUUACUUUCAGUUCUUCAGCGAUGCCCGAGAGUCGGAGACGUACUUAAGGAACCUCCAGGACUCCAUCAAACGGAAGUAUUCUUGUGACCGUAACACCAGCCUGACCCGACUGGAGGACCUGCUCCAGGAUUCCAUGGAUGAAAAGGAGCAGCUCAUUCAGUCGAAGAGCUCCGUGGCCAGCUUGGUGGGGCGGUCCAAAACCAUCGUUCAGCUGAAGCCGAGAAACCCGGACCACGUUCUGAGGAGCACCAUCCCCGUCAAGGCUAUCUGUGACUAUCGCCAGAUUGAGAUCACGAUUUGCAAGAACGAUGAGUGCGUGCUGGAAGAUAACUCCCAGAGGACCAAAUGGAAGGUGAUCAGCCCCACUGGAAAUGAAGCCAUGGUGCCAUCCGUGUGCUUCCUCAUCCCUCCUCCGAACAAAGAGGCCAUCGACAUUGCCAACAGGGUGGAGCAGCUGUACCAGAAAGUAAUGGCCCUCUGGCACCAGCUCCACGUGAACACAAAGAGCCUGAUCUCCUGGAACUACUUGCGGAAGGACUUGGCCUUGGUGCAAGGCUGGAACAUAGAGAAGCUCAGGUCCUUGGCUCAAGGAGAGUGCCAGCAAGCCAUGAAGAGCCUCCAGGCUCACUACGAAGACUUCCUGCAGGACAGUCGUGACUCCGAGCUCUUCUCGGUGGCUGAUCGGUUGCACCUGGAGGAGGAAGUGGUCUCCUGUAAGGAACAUUUCCAACAGCUUCUGGAGUCCAUGGAGAAUGAGGACAAAGAUGAGACAGUUGCCAGGGUGUAUCUCUCGGAGCUCAAGAACAUUCGCCUGCACCUGGAGGAGUGUGAGCAGAGGCUAGUGAACCGAAUCCAGACCCCGGCCAGCACCAGAGCAGAUGGGGACGAGAACACCUUCCGCAUUGCAGAGCAAGAGCGCAUGCAGGAGGAUUUGCAGCGGCUGAAAUGUGACUUGCAGCAAGUCUCUGAGCGGUGCAAGAGUUUCCUGGACAAGUCUCCAACGGGGUCCAGCGUGCCGCACCUGCGUUCUGAACUCGGCCUGCUGGUAGACAAGAUGGAUCACACGUGUGGGCUUUCUUUCAUCUACCUGGACAAGCUAAAGAUGGUUGAUUUGAUUGUUCGGGAUACCCAGGGAGCAGAGUCACUGGUCAAGGGGUAUGAGGUUAAACUGAGCCAGGAGGAGGCAGUCCCAGCAGAUCUAGCUGCCAUGCAGUCUCACAGAGCUACGCUGAAGCAAUGGCUCAGUGAAGUGAAGGACAAGAGCUCUGUGUUAUCCACGCUGGAAGAGGACAUCGCCAAGGCGAAGACUGUGGGAGAAGAGCUAUACCGGAUGAAGCAAGAGCGCAGCCUCGACCUAGAGCGCUACCAGGAGAAGGGGAGCCAGCUGUGGGAUCGCUGGCAGAGAGCUUGCUCUCAGAUCGAGACCCGCCAUACAGAGCUGGAGAGCAUCCAGGAGGUGCUGAGUGAUUACCGCAAGUGUCACGGGGCGCUCAUCCAGUGGAUCGAGGAGACCACCGCCCAGCAGGAGUUGAUGAAACCGGGGCAGGCGGAAGAUAGCAGAGUGCUGUCCGAGCAGCUGAGCCAGCAGACGGCUUUGGUUGCAGAAAUCGAGAGAAAUCAAGCCAAACUGGACCAGUGUCAGAAAUUCUCACAGCAGUACUCGGCUGCUGUCAAGGACUACGAGCUGCAGCUCAUGACAUACAGGGCAUUUGUUGAAUCGCAGCAGAAGUCUCCUGUGAAACGCAGACGCAUGCUGUCGUCUUCAGAUGCCAUCACGCAAGAGUUCAUGGAUUUACGGACUCGCUAUACGGCUCUGGUGACACUAACGACCCAGCACGUGAAGUACAUCAGCGAUGCUCUCCGGCGGCUGGAGGAGGAGGAAAAAGUAGUUGAGGAAGAAAAACAGGAGCACGUGGACAAGGUGAAAGAACUCCUGGCCUGGGUUUCUGGUUUGAAGCAGAGCGCGCAAGUCAAGGCUGUCUCACCCAAGGGCAAAGAGCUGGGAGACAUUGAGAAAUCCAUCUCCGAGCAGCAGGCACUAAACGAAGAACUAGCUACAAAAAAGGAGCAAGUCUCUGAGGCCAUCAAAACUGCCCAGAUUUUCCUAGCCAAACAUAGCCACAAGCUCUCUGACUAUGAGAAGGAGCAGAUUUCUACCCAACUCAGUGCUCUAAAGGAGACCUACCAGCAGCUCUGCAAUGACUCCACAGAACAGCUCCAACAACUUCAGAGCCAGCUGGCUCAGGAGACCGAGAACAAGACGCUCCAAGAGCAGCAAGCCAUGCGCAGCCAGAAGCUGGAGGAGGUCUGCACCUGGCUAGGGCAGGCUGAGACCACGCUAGCAGAUGAGCAGAGAGCAGCCAGCAAAGGGGACCUGCCCACACUGAAGCAGAGACAAAGUGACAUUAAGGCCCUGCAGAGGGACAUGCAGACUCGAGCUGCCUCUUUUGCCAGUGUCCUGAAAGCAACAGAAGAAUUUUUAGAGGAGAACAGGACUAAGAUGAACCCUGAGGAGCUGGCAGCCUUGCAAGAGAGGCUCCAUCACGCAAAGAAGCAAUACCAGUCUCUGCAGGAGAGGACUGAGGUGGCCCAGAAGGAGCUGGAGAGUGCUGUGACAGCAGCUGUGCAGCAGGAGACCGAGAAGGUGAAAGCUGCCAAGGAACUGGAGGAGAGCAGGAGCAAGAUUGAGUCGCUUCUAAAUUGGGUAGCAUCGCUAGAACAGGCUGGAGGGCUCUCCGAGCAGAAACACCCCUCUCUGGGACAAACGCCAGGAAAACAAGUGGGGAAAAGCACCCGGGAUCUUCCCGAUGGUCACUUGGUGGAUGUGAACAGAGCUGCAGAGACCCUCGAGCAGCAGUACGACAGGCUGAAGACACGCCACCAGGAGCUGCUGUCUCAGCAGCAGGAUGUCAUCCUAGCAACCCAGUCAGCGCAGGCCUUCCUGGACAAACAGGGCCACAACUUAAAGCCAGAGGAGAGAGACCGGCUCCAGGGCAGGCUGGAGGAGUUGAAGGAGCAGUACGCUGCUUCCCUCUCGCAGUCGGAGCUGCAGCUGAAGCAAGUGCAGGUGCUGCGGGAUGAGCUGCAGAAGUUCCUGCGGGACCACGGGGAGUUCGAGGCCUGGCUGGCGCAGGCUGAGCAGGAGCUGGAGAGGAUGCACCAUGGGGACAGCGACCCCCAGGCGCUCAGGCCGAUGCUGCUCAGGCAGGGGAGCUUCUCGGAGGACGUCAUCUCGCACAAAGGGGAUCUGCGGUUUGUCACCAUGUCUGGGCAGAAGGUGCUGGAUGCUGAGAGGGCAGCUGCUGCCGAGGGAGGGCCCAAGCCCUUAGGAACGGGGGGCUUGGUCAAAAGCAAGCUGGAUGAUGCCACGCAGAGAUACACGACUCUCCACACCAAGUGCACCAAGCUCGGCUCGCAUCUGAACACCUUGCUGGACCACUACCAGCAGUUCCAGGAGGUGGCAGAGGCUCUCCGGACCUGGCUGCGGGACAGCGAUGCGGCGGUGGCGAAACUUCUCUCAGAGCCGGUCUCCUCAGACCCAGCGGUUCUGCAGAAGCAGCUUGCCAGCGCGAGACACCUUCAGGGAGAUCUUGCCGAACAUCAAGUGCCAGUGGAGAAGCUGCAGAAAGCAUCCCGUUCCUUGCUGGAAAUCAAAGGCGAGCCGGCUCCUGACCACAAGCGUGUUCAGGAAACCACAGAGUCCAUUGUGAGCCACUUCCAGCGCCUUUCCCAGCAGAUGGCGGAGCGUGCAGACCUGCUGCAGAAGGCCAUCGCCCAGUCCCAGAGUGUCCAGGAGGGGCUGGACAAUAUGCUGCAGUCCAUGGCUGAGAUCGAGAGGAACAUGGGAGCGGAGCAGCCAGCUUCUCUCUCAUCCCUCUCCAUCCAGGAGUCACUUGCCACGAAUGCGAAGUUGAAGCAAGACAUUGCUAGGCAGAAGAGCAGCCUUGAAGCCACUCGAGAAAUGGUGACUCGGUUCAUGGAGACAGCAGACAGUGCCACAGCCUCUGCCCUGCAGGGCAAGUUGGCAGAGGUGACAGAGCAUUUCAACAGGCUGUGCCGGCAGCAGCAGGAGAAGGAGAAUGCGCUGAAGGACCUUCUCCCCAAGGUGGAGCAGUACGAGCAGCUCUCUGAGAAGCUGCAGCAGUUCACGGAGAGCAGAGCCCGGCUGCUGGCUUCUGGGAACCAGCCAGACCACGACAUUGCUCACUUCUCCCAGCACAUCCAGGAGCUGAAUGUAGAGAUGAAGCAGCACCAAGAGGACCUGGAUACCUUGGAGCACCUGGCUGCAGAGCUGAACUCCCAGGGCUUCCCAGCCGGCUCUUCCCAGAUGCAGGAGACGGUGCAGAGCCUAAAGAGGGAUUUCACACAGCUCCAGAAGGUAGCAAAGGAAAGAGAAAAGGAUGCGUCAUCCUGCCAGGAGCAAUUGGAUGAAUUCCGAAAGUUGGUUGGCGUGGUGAGGAAGUGGCUGAAAGACCGUGAAGGGAAUGUGCCAUCGGCAGAGACCUCCCUGGGCACCCAGGAGCUGGACAAGCGCAUGCAGCAGAUCCAGGCUCUUCUGGAAGAAUGGGCAGGGAAGAGCGCCCAGGUGGAGGAAAUCAAUCGCAAAGGAAUGGCCUUGGAGAACUUGAUCGUCGAGAUUACAGCCCCCGAUGCCCAGGCAAAGACAGGUUCUGGGCUGCCCGCUGUAGGAGGGUCUGUAGGCAGUGUGAACGGAUACCACACUUGCAAAGAUUUAACUGAGAUCCAGUGCGACAUGUCAGAUGUGAACCAGCAGUAUGAGGGCCUUGGCAUGGCGUUGCGGGGACGUCAAGAGCAGCUGUCAGCCAUGCGGGAGAAGAUGCGGGAAGUCCAAGAGGAAGCAAGCUCCAUGCUGAAGUGGCUGGAGUCAAAGGAACGGACCCUGUCCGAGCUGGAAGCGUCCACCUCGCCUACCAAAACAGAGACCGUGCGGGCACAGGCUGAGCACAACAAGGUNNNCCUGGCUGAGCUGGAACAGAAUUCAGGGAAAAUCCAGAAGGUGAAGGAGGCACUUUCUGAUUUGCUGGAGAAGUACCCUGAUUCUCCAGAAGCAGGAAGCUGGAAGAAGAUGCAGGAGGAUCUUAGUUCCAGGUGGGACCGAGCCAAUCAAGUAACAGCCGAGCGCCAGCAGAAGCUGGAGGAAUCGGCAAAUCAGCUAGCGAGCUUCCAGGCAGCCGAAGCCCAGCUGCGCCCGUGGCUGAUGGAGAAGGAGCUAAUGAUGAGUGUGCUGGGACCCCUGUCCAUUGAUCCCAACAUGCUGAACGCACAAAAGCAGCAGGUCCAGUUUAUGCUGAAGGAAUUUGAAGCUCGCAGACAGCAGCAUGAGCAGCUGAAUCAGGCAGCCCAGGGAAUACUAACCGGCCCUGGAGACCUUUCUCCAUCUGCAAGCCAGGUGCGGGAGGAGCUCCAAGGGGUCAAUCGGAAAUGGUCUGAGCUAACUGACCAACUCAACUCCCGUUCCAGCCAAAUUGACCAAGCCAUAGUCAAGAGCACCCAGUACCAAGAGCUGUUGCAGGGCUUGUCAGAAAAGGUAAAGGCAGUUGGGCAGCGACUGAGUAGCCAGUCUGCCAUCAGCACCCAGCCAGACGCAGUGAAGCAGCAACUGGAGGAGACGAGCGAGAUCCGGUCCGACCUGGAGCAGUUGGAAGAGGAGAUUGCAGAAGCGCAGACCCUCUGUGAUGAGCUGUCAGUCCUGAUCGGGGAGCAGUACCUCAAGGAUGAGCUGAGGAAGCGUCUGGAGACGGUGGCCCUUCCUCUCAAAGGGCUCGAAGACCUGGCAGCCGACCGGAUGAAUCGACUGCAGACUGCGCUCGCGAGCUCCCAGCAGUUCCAGCACAUGUUUGAUGAGCUCAGGACCUGGCUGGAUGACAAAUUGUGCCAGCAAGCACAGAGCCGGCCUAUUUCUGCUAAGCUGGAGAAGCUUCAGGGUCAAAUCCAGGAGCAGGAAGAGUUCCAGAAGAGCCUCAAUCAGCACAGUGGCUCCUACGAGAUGAUUGUGGCUGAGGGAGAGUCUUUGCUUCUCUCUGUCCAGCCUGGGGAAGAAAAGACUUCCUUGCAAAACCAGCUGGUUGGCCUCAAAACGCACUGGGACGAGCUCAGCAAACAGGUUGCCGAUAGACACUCCAGCCUCAAAGACUGUUUGCAAAAGGCUCAGAAGUACCAGCGGCACACGGAAGACCUCCUGCCCUGGGUGGAGGACUGCAAAGCCAAGAUGGCAGAGCUGGAAGUAACGCUGGACCCCGUGCAGCUGGAGGCAACCCUGCUGAGAUCCAAGGCGCUGCUCGGCGAUGUGGAGAAACGCCGCUCGCUGCUGGAGAUGCUUAACAGCGCUGCUGAUAUCUUGAUAGACGCCUCUCAGACUGAUGAGGACGACAUCCGGGAUGAGAAAGCAGGGAUCAACCAGAAGAUGGACGUCAUCACGGAGGAGCUGCAAGCCAAGACCGGGUCCAUUGAAGAAAUGUCACAGAGGCUGAAGGAGUUCCAAGAAAGUUUCAAGAACAUCGAGAAGAAGCUGGAAGGGGCCAAGCACCAGAUGGAGAUCUACGAUGCUCUGGGCCCACAAGCUUGCAGCAACAAGAACUUGGAGAAGCUCAGGGCGCAGCAGGAAGUGCUCCAGGCCCUGGAGCCACAAGUGGACUAUCUGAGGAACUUCACUCGGGGCCUGGUGGAAGACGCGCCAGAUGGAUCCGACUGCUCCCAGCUCUUACUCCAAGCCGAAGUGGCCCAGCAGGACUUCAAAACCGUGAAGCAGAAAGUCAGCGAAUGCUGUACGCUCAUGGAGAACAAGCUUGAGGGAAUAGGCCAGUUUAACAACCACGUCCGGGAGAUGUUCUCUCAACUGGCAGAUCUCGACGAUGAGCUCGAUGGCAUGGGUGCCAUCGGGAGAGAUAUCGACAGCCUCCAGUCUCAAGCCGAGGAUGUUCGCGCUUUCGUGGGCAAGCUCCGGGGGCUGAAGUCGGACAUUGAAGCCUCUGAAGGAGAAUGCAAGAAAAUGCUAGAGGAAGAAGGGAGCCCCGAUUUAUUAGGACUGAAACGAGAACUGGAGACUCUGAACAAGCAGUGCAGCAAACUGACAGAAAGAGGCAAAAAUCGGCAAGAGCAGGUUGAGACGACGCUGGCUCGUGUCGAGGACUUCUAUAACCGGUUGAGAGAGCUGAACCACAUGACGGAGGCAGCGGAGGAGAACGAGGCACUGCAGUGGGUCGUGGGAACGGAGGUGGAAACCAUCAACCAGCAGUUGGGUGACUUCAAGCUGUUUCAGAAGGAGCAAGUGGAUCCCCUUCAGCUAAAAUUGCAGCAAGUGAAUGGAGUUGGUCAGGGCCUCAUCCAGAGCGCAGGGAAAAACUGUGAUGUGCAGGGAUUGGAACAUGACAUGGAGGAGAUCAACACCCGCUGGAACACUCUCAACAAAAAGGUGGCACAGAGAAUUGCACAGCUGCAAGAAGCCCUGUUGCAUUGUGGGAAAUUCCAAGAUGCCUUGGAGCCUUUGCUGAGCUGGCUGGCAGACACCGAGGACCUCAUCUCCAAUCAGAAACCUCCAUCUGCAGAGUACAAAGUGGUGAAAGCCCAGAUCCAGGAGCAAAAGCUGCUCCAGCGGCUGCUCGAUGAUCGCAAGGCCACUGUGGAGAUGAUUCAGGCAGAGGGUGGGAGGAUAGCGCAGUCAGCCGAGCCUGCAGACAGGGAGAAGAUUGUUUGCCAGCUGGAGAGUCUUGAAAAUCGAUGGGCAGGAUUGCUCAGCAAGGCAGCAGCCAGGCAAAAACAACUGGAAGAUAUCUUGGUUCUGGCUAAGCAAUUCCAUGAAACCACGGAGCCUAUUUCAGACUGGCUGUCUGUGACCGAGAAGAAACUGGCCAACUCUGAGCCCAUUGGUACUCAGACGGCCAAAAUCCAGCAGCAGAUCACUCGUCACAAGGCGCUAGAGGAAGAAAUAGAGAGUCGUGCCCCUGAGGUGAAGCAGGCAGUCAGCGUUGGGCAGUCCCUCUCGUCCCUGAGUUGCCUAGCUGAGCGCGGCGUGCUGGCAGAGAAGCUAGACACGCUUCGGGCCCGGUACAGUGAGAUUGAGGAUCGGUGCUGCCGGAAGGCAGCCUUGCUCGAUCAGGCCCUGUGUAACGCUAGGCUCUUUGGGGAGGAUGAGGUGGAAGUGCUCAACUGGCUUGCCGAGGUAGAGGACAAGCUCAGCUUGGUCUUCGUAAAGGAUUACAAACAGGAAGUCCUGCAGAAGCAGCAUGCUGACCAGCUGGCUCUGAAUGAAGAGAUUGUGAACAGAAAGAAGAAUGUGGACCAAGCCAUUAAAAACGGGCAAGCGCUUCUGAAACAAACAACAGGGGAAGAGGUGCUGCUAAUACAGGAGAAGCUGGACGGCAUCAAGACUCGUUACUCGGAUAUCACAGCCACUAGCUCUAAGGCGCUCCGGACGUUGGAGCAGGCACGGCAACUGGCCACCAAAUUCCAGUCUACGCACGAGGAGCUGACAAGCUGGAUGAGCGAGGUGGAGGAGGAGCUGUUGUCCAGUGGAGGGCAGUCGCCUGCUGGAGAGCAGAUCCCCCAGUUCCAGCAAAGGCAAAAGGAGCUCAAGAAGGAGGUCAUGGAGCGCAGGCUGGUGCUCGACACCGUGAACGAAGUGAGCCGUGCCUUGCUGGAGCUGGUGCCCUGGCGAGCCCGCGAAGGGCUGGAUAAACUCGUGUCUGAUACCAACGAGCGGUACAAGCUGGUCAGUGACACCAUCAAGCAGCGAGUGGAAGAAAUCGAUGCUGCUAUACAAAGGUCUCAGCAGUAUGAGCAAGCUGCUGAUGCAGAAUUAGCCUGGGUGACUGAGACCAAACGGAAAUUGAUGGCCCUUGGUCCAAUUCGUCUGGAGCAAGACCAAACCACAGCCCAGCUGCAGGUCCAAAAGGCUUUUUCCAUAGACAUCAUUCGGCACAAAGAUUCGAUGGAUGAGCUGUUCAGCCAGCGAAACGAGAUCUUUGGAACAUGCGGGGAGGAACAGAAAGCAGUUCUACAGGAGAAAACAGAGUCUCUGGUGAAGCAGUAUGAAGCUGUUAGCCAGCUCAACUCGGAGCGCUAUGCCCGCUUAGAGCGGGCACAGGUCCUGGUCAACCAAUUCUGGGAGACGUAUGAAGAGCUGAAUCCGUGGAUUGAAGAGACGCAGGUGCUGAUUGCCCAGUUGCCCCCUCCGGCUAUUGAUCACGAGCAGCUUAAGCAGCAGCAGGAGGAUAUGAGGCAACUGAGGGAGUCUAUUGCCGAACAUAAGCCUCAUAUUGACAAGCUGCUGAAAAUUGGACCGCAGCUCAAGGAGCUCAACCCUGAGGAAGGUGAGAUGGUGCAGGAGAAGUACACGACAGCAGAGGCCAUGUACGCCAGAAUCAAGGAGGAGGUGUGCCAGCGGGCUCUGGCAUUAGAUGAAGCUGUGUCCCAGUCCACUCAGAUUACGGAGUUCCAUGAUAAGAUCGAGCCAAUGCUGGAGACGCUGGAGAACCUCUCCUCUCGGCUGCGCGUGCCGCCGUUAAUCCCUGCAGAAGUCGAUAAAAUCCGGGAGUGCAUCAGCGACAACAAAAAUGCCACAAUGGAGCUGGAGAAGCUGCAGCCAUCCUUUGAGGCACUGAAACGCCGUGGGGAGGAGCUGAUUGCACGGUCGCAGGGAGCGGACAAGGACCUUGCAGCAAAAGUAAUCCAGGAUAAAUUGGAUCAGAUGGUGUUCUUCUGGGAAGACAUCAAAGCUCGAGCAGAGGAACGUGAAAUAAAGUUCCUUGAUGUCUUGGAACUGGCAGAGAAGUUCUGGUAUGACAUGGCAGCCCUCCUGACAACCAUCAAAGACACACAGGACAUUGUGCACGACCUGGAGAGCCCAGGCAUCGAUCCAUCCAUCAUCAAGCAGCAGGUGGAGGCAGCAGAGACAAUCAAAGAGGAAACGGAUGGCUUGCAUGAAGAGCUGGAGUUUAUUCGGAUCCUUGGAGCUGAUCUAAUUUUUGCCUGUGGCGAAACUGAGAAGCCGGAAGUGAAGAAAAGCAUUGAUGAGAUGAACAAUGCAUGGGAAAACCUAAACAAGACCUGGAAGGAGAGGCUAGAGAAGCUGGAGGAGGCCAUGCAGUCUGCUGUGCAAUACCAGGAUAAUCUGCAGGCAAUGUUUGACUGGCUGGAUAAUGCCGUGAUUAAGCUGUGCAACAUGCCUCCUGUUGGCACCGACCUCAACACCGUGAAGGAGCAGAUGAACGAGAUGAAGGAGUUUAAAUUGGAGGUUUACCAGCAGCAGAUUGAGAUGGAGAAGCUUAAUCACCAGGGUGAACUGAUGCUAAAAAAAGCGACGGAUGAGACAGACCGAGACAUCAUAAAGGAGCCUCUGACAGAGCUGAAACAUCUCUGGGAGAACUUGGGCGAAAAGAUUGCCCACAGACAGCACAAGUUAGAGGCGGCUUUGCUAGCGCUUGGUCAGUUCCAGCAUGCCUUAGCAGAGCUCAUGGCCUGGCUGACCCACACCGAAGAGCUGUUAGAUGCACAGAGACCGAUCAAUGGUGACCCAAAAGUCAUUGAAGUGGAGCUUGCAAAACACCAUGUGCUGAAGAAUGAUGUGCUGGCCCACCAGGCAACGGUAGAGACGGUGAACAAAGCCGGCAAUGAGCUGCUGGAAUCCAGUGCAGGGGAUGAUGCGAGCGCCCUGAGGAACCGCCUGGAGAAACUGAACUCGUGCUGGGAGUCGGUGCUGCAGAAAACAGAGGAGAGGGAGCAGCAGCUGCAGUCCACGCUUCAGCAGGCCCAGGGUUUCCAUGGUGAGAUUGAAGACUUCCUCCUGUGGCUAACAAGAAUGGAAAGCCAGCUGUCUGCAUCAAGGCCCACAGGAGGCCUGCCUGAAACUGCCCGUGAACAACUCAAUGCCCACAUGGAGCUGUAUGCCCAGCUGAAAGCCAAGGAAGAGGUGUACACUCAGCUGUUGGCCAAGGGGCGACUGAUCUUGCUGAAUCGUGAUGACUCUGGCUCUGGCUCCAAGACCGAGCAAAGCAUAGCGCUGCUGGAACAGAAGUGGUGCUUGGUCAGCACUAAGAUGGAGGAGAGGAAGUCAAAGCUGGAAGAAGCACUCAACAUGGCAACAGAGUUCCAGAAUUCCCUUCAGGACUUCAUCAACUGGCUCACCCUGGCAGAGCAGAGUUUAAACAUUGCCCCUUCGCCCAGCCUUAUCCUCAACACGGUGCUGUCCCAGAUAGACGAACACAAGGUUUUUGCCAAUGAAGUGAAUGCUCAUCGGGACCAGAUCAUCGAGCUAGAUCAAACAGGGAACCAGCUGAAAUUCCUCAGUCAGAAGCAAGAUGUGGUUUUGAUAAAGAACCUACUGGUCAGCGUCCAGUCUCGCUGGGAGAAAGUCGUCCAACGCUCUGUAGAGAGGGGCCGAGCACUGGACGAUGCUAGAAAACGGGCCAAACAGUUCCACGAAGCAUGGAAAAAGCUUAUUGAUUGGCUGGAAGAUGCUGAGAAUCGCCUGGAUUCUGAGCUGGAGAUUUCCAAUGAUCCAGACAAAAUCAAGUUGCAGCUCUCCAAGCACAAGGAAUUCCAGAAGACACUCGGUGGAAAGCAGCCUGUUUAUGACACCACGAUCCGGACUGGGAGAGCCCUCAAAGAAAAGGCCCUGUUGCCAGAUGACACUCAAAAACUGGACAACUUGCUGGGAGAGGUUCGAGACAAGUGGGAUACUGUGUGUGGCAAGUCUGUGGAAAGGCAGCACAAGCUGGAAGAAGCCCUGCUCUUCUCUGGCCAGUUCAUGGAUGCACUGCAGGCCUUGGUCGACUGGCUUUAUAAAGUGGAGCCACAAUUGGCUGAGGAUCAGCCCGUCCAUGGUGAUCUGGAUCUGGUCAUGAACUUGAUGGAUGCCCAUAAGGUUUUCCAGAAGGAAUUGGGGAAGCGCACGGGCACCGUCCAGGUACUUAAGCGCUCGGGGCGGGAGCUCAUUGAGAACAGCCGGGAUGACACCACUUGGGUGAAGGUGCAGCUGCAGGAGCUGAGCAAUCGCUGGGACACAGUGUGCAAGCUGUCUGUGUCGAAACAAACCCGGCUGGAGCAGGCCUUGAAGCAGGCUGAGGAAUUCCGGGCCGCAGUGCACAUGCUGCUGGAAUGGCUGUCUGAGGCCGAACAGACCCUCCGCUUCAGGGGGGCGCUGCCUGACGACACCGAGGCACUGCAGUCGCUCAUUGACAUACAUAAGGAGUUCAUGAAGAAAGUGGAGGAGAAACGAACAGAUGUGAACGCGGCCGUGGGCAUGGGGGAAGUCAUUCUGGCUGCCUGCCACCCGGACUGCAUCACCACGAUUAAACACUGGAUCACAAUCAUCCGAGCCCGGUUCGAGGAGGUCCUCACGUGGGCGAAGCAGCACCAGCAGAGGCUUGAGUCUGCACUGUCAGAGCUGGUAGCCAACGCUGAACUCCUGGAGGAGCUCCUGGCCUGGAUUCAGUGGGCCGAGACCACGUUGAUCCAGCGGGACCAGGAACCCGUGCCGCAGAAUAUCGAGCAGGUCAAAGCCCUCAUCUCUGAGCACCAGCUGUUUAUGGAGGAGAUGACGCGAAAACAGCCUGAUGUGGACCGGGUCACUAAGACCUAUAAGAGGAAAGCCACUGAGCCGACCCACGGACCUUUCAUUGAGAAAUCCCGUAGCAACAGGAAGUCCUUGAGCCAGACAGCGCCUCCCACCAUGCCCAUCAUCUCCCAGUCGGAAACGAAGAACCCACGGAUUAACCAGCUCUCCGCGCGCUGGCAGCAGGUGUGGCUGCUGGCCCUGGAGCGGCAGCGCAGACUCAAUGAUGCUCUCGAUAGACUGGAGGAGUUGAAGGAGUUUGCUAACUUUGACUUCGACGUCUGGAGAAAGAAAUACAUGCGCUGGAUGAACCACAAGAAAUCCCGGGUGAUGGACUUCUUCCGGCGCAUUGACAAAGACCAGGAUGGAAAGAUCACCCGGCAGGAAUUCAUCGAUGGAAUCCUUGCUUCUAAAUUUCCCACCACAAAGCUGGAGAUGACGGCAGUGGCUGACAUCUUUGACCGCGAUGGGGAUGGCUAUAUUGAUUACUACGAGUUUGUGGCUGCUCUCCAUCCUAACAAAGAUGCUUACCGACCCACCACAGAUGCAGACAAAAUUGAAGAUGAGGUCACAAGGCAGGUGGCCCAGUGCAAGUGUGCAAAGAGGUUUCAGGUGGAGCAGAUUGGAGAGAACAAGUAUCGGUUUGGUGAUUCCCAGCAGCUGCGGCUGGUUCGUAUUCUGCGUAGUACUGUCAUGGUUCGAGUCGGUGGCGGAUGGAUGGCUUUGGAUGAGUUUUUAGUGAAAAAUGACCCUUGCAGAGCACGAGGAAGGACCAACCUCGAGCUUCGAGAGAAGUUCAUCUUGCCAGAGGGAGCUUCUCAAGGGAUGACGCCUUUCCGGUCCCGGGGACGGAGAUCCAAGCCAUCUUCCCGAGCAGCCUCUCCCACGCGAUCCAGCUCCAGCGCCAGCCAGAGCAACCACAGCUGCACUUCUAUGCCGUCCUCUCCAGCAACACCUGCUAGCGGAGCUAAGGUGGCCCCCGCGACAGGCAGCAAGUUGAAACGACCCACUUUCCAUUCUAGCCGUACUUCCCUUGCUGGCGACACCAGUAACAGUUCGUCUCCAGUUUCUACAGGUGCCAAAACCAGCCGGGCUGAUCCCAAGAAAACAGCCAGUCGUCCCACGAGCCGCGCCGGAAGCCGGACAGGCAGCCGGGCUAGCAGUCGGCGCGGAAGUGAUGCCUCCGACUUUGACCUGCUGGAAACUCAGUCAGCCUGCUCGGACACUUCAGAAAGCAGUGCGGCGGGGGGCCAAGGCAGCUCCCGACGAGGGCUGGCGAAACCUUCCAAAAUCCCAACCAUGUCCAAGAAAACUACCACUGCCACCCCCAAAACUCCAGGCCCCAAGAGAUAAUACUGUACCGACACCCCCUGCGAAAGAAAUACAACCUGUGUCCAGUUUUUAACCCUGCUGCGUACAGUGGAUGUAUAUUUAUUCUAAACGGGAGAAAUUAUAUUGUUAAAAGUGUAAAAGAAUAAUUGUGUUAUGAAGCUGCCUUAUUUGGGGGUUUUUUUGGUUCUUUUUUUGUUUUUUUUUUGUAAGUUACUAUUUUCAUGUGAAUAUUUAUGUAGAUAAAAUUUGCCGCCUGGUUCCUCCUGUUCACAGAGGGUCCAGACAACUGAAAUGUGGGGGGGGGGGGGGGAAAGCAAGCAAAAAAAAAAGAAAAAAAGAAACAAAAGAAAAGGUCAAGAUGUGAAAGUGUAGAAAAAAAGAAGAAAAAAAGAAAAAAAAUUAUAAAUAGGAUUUCUGCGCGGUGCAGGGCCUGACCCUGCUGUAUCUUUUAGGAUUCUUUCCUAAAGGCGUCUUUGUAAACUCGACUUGCUGUCUCAGCAAGAUAAAUUAUAUUUAAGAAAAAACAAAAAAGACCUGAAUCGUACAGGUUUCAAGGAACUCUUUUUUUUUUUUUUUUUUUUUGUAAAUCAUGGAUACCUCAAAUUGAGAAACAUGAGGUUGAAGGGGGUGGAGGGGGGGGAGCUUCUGUUUCCAUUAUUUUUUAAAAGUUCUGUGAUUUUACCUGAAGAAAGUGGAGUUCGAAUGAAUAACAUUUGCACACAUACCACAGCAAAAAAAAAUAAAUUAAAAAAAAAAAAGAGUUGGUUACAAAUACUGUCCCGGCAACUAGGCUUUUAAAGAACAAAUAGCGCUGGGGGGGUGGGGGGUUUGGGGGUGUACUUUCAAGCUGUCCAGGAGAGAACACUAUUGUGUGACGCUGAGCUACGGUGGUGGUGGGACAAGGAGGGGGGAAGGGGGUCUGUCACUUCGUUUCAAGGGUUUUUUAGAUGGGCACUUGUGGGUACCACGGAAGAGGCAGACUCGUGGUGUUACAGAACUAUUUAUCUGCAUCUCUUUUCUUAUUUAUUAUUUAACUGGUCAUUCCACUUCCAGCCAGGCUGCGAUCGAGGUGACCUCCGCUCCUAGGAGAAACCUGGACUUACACGCACAGUUGCUUGUCCUUGAAAUGAGUCUCACCAGCACACUUGCUAGCAAGCCCUCUUGCUUUUUCUACGCUACUUUUUCUUGGUGAUAGAACGAGACACCAACCGACCAAGUGACUGGGCAAAGGGGUGGGGGCGGGGGGAGGCUCUCUGGACUUCCUGUAUUUAUUAAAUAUUGUUCCUCUUCAGCUCUGACCAUGUUGCUGUGUCAUUCUCUCAAUUGGUUUAAUUGAGGCAGAAACCGAAGCUCUACCAAUGAACUGUUUAAAACUAAGACACAUUUUUGUAUUAAAAUUGCUUGCAGUAACAACA